ACACACAUCAGCUACACAGAGCUAUCGACGGCGGAGGAGGAGGAGUAGGAACAGCAACAACAACGCAAAACGAAACGCAUUCCCGCAACAAGCCAACAAAACUCGAAAGUCAUGUAAGAAGGUCUGCCAGCUACGAGCGGUUGGCGUUGAAUCAGCUAGUCGAACUAUCGCGUUUGCUUUCGCCCACCACCAGCCAAGUCAAGUCGUUCGUGUGUCUAAUCUGUAAUAUACUCAAAUUUGUUUAGUGCGCCAAGUCGUCGUCGUGUGAGUUCGACACAAAGAAAGUUGGUGUGCGGUUUCCUCGCAAAUUGGCUUACAGAGUAGGAACGAACGGCUCAGCUGGACAACCUCUUCAAGGUUUCACCACAAGUACCUUGUACACUGUAUUGCUAUCCAAUAUAUCACGUCGUCUCAGGGUGGUGUCGUUCCCCUUUGUUGUGAGUCAGAAUCUCGGCCGCGAGCGGCGGUUCUUGGUGUUGGUCUACGACGACCACGUCCCGAGGGCGAUAAGGAGCGAAGAUGUCACUUCGGGCCAUACAGAAGCGGGACAGGAACAAAUUAUCGUCGGCCCAGCAGAAGCAACAGCAGCAGCACCAGCAGCAACUAUUUAUCAACAAAAGUCGCAGCAGCAGCUUCGGGACGACACCCGUUGGCACGAUCGGCAUCAGUAGUGUUGGUGGUGGACAGCUGCAUCGACAGUCGUCUAGCAGCAACAGCAAAAAUGAAAAGUGGAGAAAUUCAGCCAGCCAGGCCAGCCUAUCAUCUUCGACGUCGAUUCCUUCUUCCUCAGUGCAGCCGUCGCUGACUCACGCGAAACGCUCUGUUUCCUAUCCAAGCUUGCAGAAACGCAGCACCAGCAACGCCACAUCGCUACGGUUCACCAAGUCCGAAAGUGAUCUCCACGGGCAAUCCGGGCGGACCGCGGCCGUCGCCUCCAACAACCAGCCGGACCUCGGCAGCAGCGCCAACAACCUGUACCUGGGGGCCAAAUCCGAGGUGUGUCUCAAGACGCUGGCCGUGAAGAGUACCCACCAGCCGCCCGCACCGUUCCGGCGUCAAUCCAGCAGCAGCGGCCAACGCGGCGGCGGCAACCGGAUGUACGAAAGCAAUCGCAGAACGUCGGACCUGGGCGGCGCCGAUAAGCUGGCCGGGAUCGGCAUCAACAACAAUGGCGUGGCCGUCCGCAUCCCGAUCAUCGGGUACGAGGUCAUGGAGGAGAGAGCGCGGUUUACGAUCUUCAAGCUUCGCAUCGAAAACGCCAUCUCGCACACCUGCUGGCUGGUGCUCCGCCGCUACACCGACUUUGUGCGGCUCCAGAACCGCCUCCGGGUUCAGUUCCCGCACUGCAUGCUGGUGCUGCCGCGCAAAAAGUGGUUCGGCGACAACUUCAGCAGCGGUUUCAUCGACAACCGGAUACAGGGCCUGCAGACGUUCAUCAACACCAUCCUGGAGGACGACGCCAUGCGGACCACCCCGGCCGUGCGGGAGUUUUUCUGCCUGGACGAACCGCCGGCGUACUCCGAGAGCAUGGAGGAAUCUAGGAUAAUAUUCGAAGCUCAGGAAGAAACCAUUUCCCAUCUGAAGCAACAGCUCCAAACCAAAGACGAGCUCGUUGCGGCCCUCCAAGCCAAGCUGGCCAGCGAGAUCAACCGAAACAAGGUGUUAACCAGCGUGAUAAGAAACAGCUUCGAUAACUGCUCCAAGUGCGCGAAACAACUGGACAAUCAUUUGAAAGAUGCCGCUUACAAAUAAGAUUGUGCCCUAUUGCCUCAGAUGGCAGCGCAGAAAUGGACGACAAGAUCUGCACGUGCGUGGCAUGAAACAUUAGAUUUGAUAUUCAGGAUGUAAUGGAAUAUUAAGUUAUUAACACUUUCGUUGCGAAACUCGAAAAUGCCUUAACACAGUUGCCUUAACCAACCUGUAUAAUGAUACUUUCUAUAAGAAAUUGACUUUAUUUGUUAGAUUUACUGUCCGUUUGUGUAUGAAUAGGAAGAAAUAAUUAUAUGUUAUAAAGAUUUAAUUACCGUUCGUUCUCAGAUGAAUAGAAUAUAAUAUACACUAUUGUUAACACUGACA
Molecule: messenger RNA, 2076 nt
Organism: Culex pipiens pallens (northern house mosquito)
Lineage: Eukaryota; Metazoa; Arthropoda; Insecta; Diptera; Culicidae
Gene: Snx16
Exons: 5
Coding region: 520-1752 (410 amino acids)
Biological process (GO): early endosome to late endosome transport; endosome to lysosome transport; protein targeting to lysosome
Cellular component (GO): early endosome; late endosome; extrinsic component of endosome membrane
Molecular function (GO): phosphatidylinositol binding
Source: RefSeq, a predicted model, not a curated record